AUGGAGGGGGAGUUCGGCUUGAGGCCACGGGUCGAGCACUACCUGCGUGGUGGACCUGCUGGGCCGGGCGGGGGAGCUGCUGGGGGGCCAACGGGUGGUGGACGAGAUGCCGGUGGCGCCCGACCUGGUCGUGCUGGGCGCCCUGGCCGCCGCCAGCCGCAUGCACGGGGGUCUCGAGCUGCUGGGCCUCGCAGCUGA
Molecule: messenger RNA, 198 nt
Organism: Spirodela intermedia
Lineage: Eukaryota; Viridiplantae; Streptophyta; Magnoliopsida; Alismatales; Araceae
Source: the annotation of a GenBank genome assembly